Molecule: messenger RNA, 1751 nt
Organism: Saccoglossus kowalevskii
Lineage: Eukaryota; Metazoa; Hemichordata; Enteropneusta; Harrimaniidae
Product: sphingomyelin phosphodiesterase-like
Biological process (GO): sphingomyelin catabolic process; ceramide biosynthetic process
Cellular component (GO): lysosome
Molecular function (GO): acid sphingomyelin phosphodiesterase activity
Source: RefSeq, a predicted model, not a curated record
AUGUCGAUGGUCCGAGGUGCAUUACUGCGUUAUGGCCGUCAAUCAAGGCAAUUCAAAACUAUCAAAAACAACGUCUACAUGCCAUCGUGGCUGACGUGCGAUCUGUGCAAGUUUGGAAUCUCGUUAGUGCAGAACAAACUCCGAACCAACGAGACGACUGAUGCGAUAGCAGACGACGUUGUAAAAAUAUGCAUUGACCUGAAUAUAGAAAGUGUACGUGUUUGCCGAGACGUCGUUAGCGAGUUCAAGGUCCGCGACACUCACUACACAGGGUUACUUGUAUUAUUAUCUAUUUUCUCCAAGGACUGGUUCUGUGCGGUUAUAACAAAUCUGAUAGUCAGUCCGGAUGAGAUGUGUGGUCUGAUGCUUGGUCCUUUGUGUGCAAAACCCUACAACCCUUUCGAUGAGUGGAAUAUUACAUUUCCCGACGUCCCUAAGCCGCCGGUUGUUCCACCCAGUCCUCCUAAGUUAUUUUCUCCCACUCAUCGCGUACUGCAUCUAUCAGACAUACACUACGACAAGCAUUAUAGGGCUGGAAGUAAUGCUAAUUGCGGCGAGCCGAUAUGCUGCAGGAGAGACGAUGGUAGACCAGCUCCCGGUGAUGAUGGUGCUGGAAAAUGGGGUGAUUUAAGGAAUUGUGAUGCGCCAUUGUGGUUACUGGAUAAUCUCUUUCAGCAUCUGUCGUCCAGAGAAAAGUUUCAUUAUGUUUUGUGGACCGGUGAUCUGCCAGCGCAUGAUAUAUGGGAACAGACUAAAGAAGAACAGCUACAAAUUUUACAUAUCAUUACACAGAUGGCGAAAAAGUACUUAGGCAAUGUACCUGUCUUCCCCGCUGUUGGAAAUCACGAAAGUGCGCCUGCCAAUAAUUUUCCGCAGCCCUUUAUAACUGGGAAUCAUUCCAUUGAAUGGCUGUACGAUGCUUUGGCGGAUACAUGGAUCGACCAGACACACUGGUUACCUCCGUACACACGUCACACCAUCAAAAAGGGAGGCUAUUAUACUGUACUUAUAUCACCAGGUCUACGUUUAGUUGCGUUGAAUAGCAUGUAUGGUUACUAUGGCAAUUUUUGGUUGUACCUCAACACCACCGAUCCCGCAGGUCAGUUACAAUGGCUUAUAUCCAUACUUCAGACCGCCGAAGACAACGAGGAGAAAGUUUAUAUUAUUGGUCAUAUUCCACCUGGAAUAGACGACUGUCUCAGACGAUGGAGUUGGAAUUAUUAUAAAAUUAUUAAUAGGUAUGAAAGUACUGUUGUUGGUCAGUUCUUCGGACACACACAUUUCGACCAUUUCCAGAUUUUCUACGAUGAGGAAACCUUGUCGAGACCUCUAAACGUGGCGUACAUUGCUGGAAGUGUCACUACACAGCCAACCAUGCACCCUUCAUACCGAAUAUACGAGACGGAUGGAUUCUACUUAGGAAGCACUAGGAUGGUUUUGAAUCAUCAUACAUAUAUAUUAAACAUAACUGAUGCCAACUUAACCAAUAAACCAGUUUGGAUAAAGGAGUAUUCUGCGAAGGAAGCGUAUGGCAUGAAUUGGUUAUUCCCGAAUGACUGGAAUAGUCUUGUGAAAGAAUUUAAGAAGAAUAAAGAGCUGUUCAAUAAAUACUACACAUAUUAUUACAAGAGCCAUCCUGUCACCGAGUGUGACGAUUUCUGUCGAAAAACGAUGAUAUGCGACAUGCAGAGUGGUCGGUCAUUUGACCCCGAGUUAUGCAAUUUAUAAUGAAACGUACACGGACAAGAAGC